This is a messenger RNA of Stegodyphus dumicola, 1408 nucleotides long. RefSeq names its product lysosomal aspartic protease-like. Gene Ontology annotation, molecular function: aspartic-type endopeptidase activity. Gene Ontology annotation, biological process: proteolysis. The record is from RefSeq and is a predicted model, not a curated record. NCBI's taxonomy places the organism in Eukaryota, Metazoa, Arthropoda, Arachnida, Araneae, Eresidae.
GCAUUUUGCUGAUUAGAAAGUCGGUUAUAAAAGGAGUGUGCAUCGUGAUACACCUCCUAGAUAGAGUAUAGACAUAUCUAUCAACAUGAAGUUCUUUGCCGGAGUUUUUUUAUUCACUCUCUUAAGUUUGUCUGCUGCUGACAGACUUCUUAGAAUUCCUCUCAAGCACAUGAAACCUGUUAGACACAGGCUUCAUGAGGUUGGAACCCCAAUAGAAGUUGCUCUUCCUAGAAGACCUAUUUUUGGAAAAAGCCCUAUUCCAGAGCCGCUUUCUAAUUACUUAGAUGCUCAGUACUACGGCGAAAUUUUCAUUGGCACACCACCUCAAAAGUUCAAUGUAGUAUUUGACACUGGAUCGUCUAACUUAUGGGUGCCAUCUAAGAAGUGCAAGUGGACAAACAUCGCUUGUUUACUUCACAACAAAUACGACAGCAGCAAAUCUAGCACAUACAAACCCAAUGGAACCAGUUUGGAAAUCAAGUAUGGAAGCGGAAGCAUGACAGGGUUCUUGAGUACAGACACAGUUCAAAUUGGCGGAGUAAAGGUUCAAGAUCAAACAUUCGGUGAAGCAGUAACUGAACCCGGUCUGACUUUCGUUGCUGCAAAAUUUGAUGGAAUCCUCGGACUGGGCUUCAGUACGAUAGCUGUUGACCAAGUUGUGCCAGUAUUUGACAAUAUGCUCAAAGAGAAAGUGGUUGAAUCACCUGUUUUCUCCUUUUAUCUCAACAGGAAUCCCAGUGGAACACCUGGAGGCGAAAUUAUUUUUGGUGGCAGUGAUCCCAAGCACUACAAAGGUAACUUCACCUACGUUCCCGUAGACAAGAAGGGAUAUUGGCAGUUCCGUAUGGAUGGAGUGUCUCUUAAUGGUAAAACUGGUGUGUAUUGCGCUGGCGGUUGCGAAGCCAUUGCAGACACUGGCACUUCCCUAAUCGUCGGCCCUGUUUCUGAAAUUGAGAAACUCAACAACGAAAUUGGAGCUACACCUCUUACUCAGGGAGAAUAUGUCGUGGAUUGUAAACUCAUUCCGAAGCUUCCUAAAAUAACUUUUACCAUCUCCGGUAAGAAAUUUGAAUUGGAAGGAAAAGACUAUGUUAUUCAGGUUUCACAGUUAGGACAGACUAUUUGCCUCAGUGGAUUUAUGGGAUUAGAUGUACCAAAGCCUAUGGGACCAUUGUGGAUUUUGGGAGAUGUUUUCAUCGGUCGUUUCUACACAGAAUUUGAUUAUGGUAACGGUAAAGUAGGAUUUGCAAAUGCUGCUUAGUAACAGAAAGAAAAUUAAUCAUACACUGCCUUAUGAAAAGAAACUGUGAAUGAUCAGUUAUAGAAAAUAAUCCUUGCAAGACUGAUGUGUUUGUUUUUCUGUGAUAUAAGUAAAAUUAACCUGAAAUAAAACUUGUCUUUCAAAUCA